Messenger RNA from Cooperia oncophora, 492 nucleotides. The record is from the annotation of a GenBank genome assembly. Lineage: Eukaryota; Metazoa; Nematoda; Chromadorea; Rhabditida; Trichostrongylidae.
AUGCCGCGCCCACUUCAUCGGACCUCUCACGCCAUGUCGUCGCAUGAUUUCUAUGAAGAACUGGACCACAUCUACGAAGAACUUGACAACGUUCGAGCCAAGACUGUUGAGACUCCUGAGAGAAGUAUGAGCGCCAGUACACUCAAGGAAGACGGCGAUAGUGAAGAACCUGAAUACGCUGUGUCGAAGCCGCUGACAGGUGCUGUCCGAAAGGCUCAUCCAGACGGUCUGGUAUUCCCACGUAUAACCACCGUCGUGGCCAAACUGCCCGAAUUACCAGAGGAGGCUGAAAUAAGCUCUCAAGAAGGGCAAGGAAUCGCGUUGUGGAGUUACCCGUCCUUUACUGAGGUUUCUCCUUCGGAACUGUCCUAUGGUGAAGAAGAAUCGAAAACGGCAACGAUACGAAUGCAGACAGAAGUGCGAGCCGAUCACUGUAAGCUCAUGAUUCGUGGCUGGGAAACCCUGAUUUCUGACUCGGAAGACGGAUUUUGA